UCGCUUUCAGCCCUCCACUCCAGCCUCGGCAAGCCAGGCAUCAACCAUGAGGACCCGGCUUCUCCACCUCUCCGCUGCCUCUGGCGCCUUGGCCCUGGGGAAGCUGCUGCCGCCGCUACUGAUGGUGCAACUUUCGGCCGUGCAGACUCUGGUCCUCCCAGGAAACGACUCGCGCCAGGACCUCGAGGCCUCUGGCGCCCCGUGCCCGAGUGACUCGCAUCCCUGGCAGGUCUCCCUCUUCCAUAACCUCCAGUUUCAAUGCGCCGGUGUUCUUGUGGACCAGAGCUGGGUGCUCACGGCCGCACAUUGCUGGAGGAAGAAGCCGCUGAGAGCCCGAGUUGGGGAUGACCACCUGCUACUUUUCCAGAAGGAGCAACUGCGGGGCACGAGUUCCCCUGUUUUUCACCCCAAAUACCAGCCUUGCUCAGGCCGCGUCCUGCCACAGCGCUCAGAUGAACACGACCUCAUGAUGCUGAAGCUGAGCAGUCCUGUGGUACUGACAUCCAACGUGCAUCCCGUGCAACUGCCCUUCCGGUGCGCUCAGCCAGGACAGGAGUGCCAGGUCUCAGGCUGGGGGACCACAUCCUCCCGGAGAGUGAAAUACAACAGAAGCUUGAGCUGCUCCAGGGUAACUCUCCUCAGCCAGAAGCAGUGUGAGGCCUUCUACCCGGGCGUGUUCACCAACAGCAUGAUCUGUGCUGCGCUGGACAAGAACCAGGACUCUUGCCAGAGUGACUCCGGUGACCCCCUGGUGUGUGACGGCACCCUGCAUGGCAUCCUCUCAUGGGGCAUUUACCCAUGUGGUACCCAGAGCCCACCCGUCUACACCGAGAUCUGCAAAUACAUGCCCUGGAUCCGGAGAGUCAUUCGUUCCAAAUGAGCUGCCCCUCACACCCUUCAUCCCACUCCAUCUGCCCACAUCUCCAUCUCCUCCUCUCAGGCCCCCACACACCUCUGCGGGUGCAUCCUCCUCCCUCACCCCUGCCCACUCCUGUUCUCUGCUCACAUGUGCAGAAAAUGGUGGCUGGGAAAGUUCUAGUACCUCAAGGAAGCUAGCCAUCCUCCAGUCUCUAAGAGAAGUUAUCAGAGUUGUUCAGCCUGGUUUCCUCUAUCUCCCUCCUCUGUGUGAUUGGGGCAAGGCCGGGACUCUCUCUGAGCCUUGAUUUCCAUGUCUAAAAUAUGGGGACAAUGAAACGUCUACCUCUUACAUAUGUUGUAUGGAGACCAUGAUGGGACGUGCGUGCGUGCGUGUGUGUGUGUGUGUG
Acomys russatus (golden spiny mouse) is the source of this 1265-nucleotide messenger RNA. It is a transcript of the gene Klk10, whose product is annotated as kallikrein related peptidase 10. The record is from RefSeq and is a predicted model, not a curated record. Gene Ontology annotation, molecular function: serine-type endopeptidase activity. Lineage: Eukaryota; Metazoa; Chordata; Mammalia; Rodentia; Muridae. Bases 47 to 880 code for a protein of 277 amino acids. The transcript is spliced from 5 exons. Gene Ontology annotation, biological process: proteolysis.